Amphimedon queenslandica is the source of this 3165-nucleotide messenger RNA. Its product is annotated as sushi, von Willebrand factor type A, EGF and pentraxin domain-containing protein 1-like. The coding region runs from base 12 to 3059 and encodes 1015 amino acids. The transcript has 11 exons. Lineage: Eukaryota; Metazoa; Porifera; Demospongiae; Haplosclerida; Niphatidae. The record is from RefSeq and is a predicted model, not a curated record. Gene Ontology annotation, molecular function: oxidoreductase activity.
CUAUUAUUAUUAUGAGAUACAGUGUCUCUUUUAUUUUCCUAUGGAUGCUCCACUCACUCAGCCUCACUGAUGGUGCAGCAUUGCUUCAUGAAGGAUCACCCUAUUAUCCAGUAGGAGAGCUCUCCUUUGCAUGCAAGGAUCCUGGUAAACCUAGCUAUGGAGACAGGACCGGAUAUGAUUUUAGUAUUGGAGCUUCUGUCACUUUUGGAUGCUAUGAGGGAUUUGUUUUGGUUGGCUCUGAUACACUGACUUGUCAAUUUGAAGAGAAGAGAACUAAGUCCUCAAGCUCCAUUGCUGCCACAUGGUCUGAUCAUAUUCCAGUUUGUGUUCAUAAAAAGUAUCAAAAAGAUUUCAAAUGCAGCACUAAAGGUCCCAAGGCUCCUAAACCCGGUCGCUAUGCAGUUGAACUGAAGUCUGAUCUUAAAUCAGUUCAAGUGUUUGCAUGUGAUGACUACAAGUUCAUGCCAGACUCUGGAGACAGUAUACUGAAGUGCAUUGAUAAGAAGUGGAGUGGAACACCACUUGAGUGUAGAAGGAGGAAAAAGUGCAGUUUACAGACUCUAGCUCCCAACACUAAUCUUGUAUUGACGGGUACACUGGAGGGUGAUACUGGAAGGUUUAGUUGUUCCAAAGGAUACCGACUACCACCAGGGACUGAUGAAGAAAUAACUUGUACAUCAACUGGAGAAUGGUCGACUGGUUGGCCACAAUGUCAGAUUGUUGAUUGUGGUCCCCCUCCAUCCAUAUAUCAUGGUGUCUUCCAGUUCACUACUACCGUGUAUCAAUCAGUUGUCAAGUAUACCUGCCACACUGGCUACCAUAUGAUUGGCAAGAACACCAUUACCUGUAAAUCCAGUGGCCAGUGGUAUCCAGUGAGAGUAAGAUGUGAAAUUGUUAAGUGUCCUCAGCCUAUCAGACCCUUCAAUGGUCGUGUCUAUUACACUACUGCUCAAUACAAUGCAACAGCAAGGUAUGCCUGCAAUACUGGAUACAUGAGGAAUGGACCUGAGUUUAGAAGAUGUACAGAGAAUGCACAAUGGGUCCCACCAGCACCUUACUGUGAAGUUGUUAAUUGUCUUUCUCCACCUGCACUGCCUAAUGGAAAUGUUUCUGUUACUGCAACAACCAUUAACUCUGUUGCCACCUACUACUGUAAUGACAGGUUCCAGUUAAUGGGUGGAAACCCAAAGGUAAAGUGUCAAGCUGAUGGGACCUGGACUGAUACUCAAGUGACAUGUGUUGCUGAUUGUGGUACACCCGAAUCUGGUAACAACUCCAGGGUGAUAGUUAGUAAUACAACAUUUGGUUCAGUGGCCAAGUAUUACUGCAUACCCGGAUACUUUAUGCUUGGGAAUGGAACCAGGUACUGUAGGGAAGAUGGAACAUGGUCUCCACUCCAAUAUUUCUGCCAACCUGUCAAUUGUGGUCCACCUCCUGAAGUAGAGAACGGUGUUGUUAUUUACUCUGGUACUACACUAGCUCGUUCAGCAAGGUACAGGUGUGAAACUGGGUUUGAACUCAAAGGAUUGGAAAUAAGAGUUUGUACAGUGGAAGGAAAAUGGAGCGGGAACACACCAACCUGUGAAAUUAUUGAUUGCGGAAGGCCACCAGCUAUUCUCAAUGGCAACGUCAAUUUUACUGGUACCAUAUUCACAUCAAUAGCAACGUACACUUGUCAAGAUGGCUAUAAACUUCAAGGGCCUUCAAUAAGAUUCUGUAUGGACACUGGAAACUGGACCAGAUCAACCCCAACAUGCAAAAGAAUAACAUCAUGUCCUAGUCUUGAAGUCCCAUCCAACAGUCGUAGAGUGACAAUCCCAACUGCAGUCUCAUCAUCAUCAGUUCCCAUUGGAUCAGUAGUGUAUCACAUAUGCAGUGAUGAGUUUGACCUGCAAGGCUCUAGUGCCAGAAAGUGCCAAACUAAUGGAAAAUGGUCCGGAGAUCCAGUCACAUGUGUAGCUAGAAAUUUAACAUGCACUGGACCAGAAAAGAUGAUGGACUCUGCUGGCAGAAUGUGUCUCUGUUCUAAUGGCACUCUCACCAAUUGUCACCGCUACAGACAGGACUGGCUUAACCUGACCAGCCAGCAGAGAGAGGAGUACAUCACGGCAGUCAAGACACUCUCCAGCGACCCUCUCUAUCAGCCGCUAUACAGGAACCUAAUGAUUAGGUAUCGGAAUACGUCCCGGACCCUGUCUCAAAGUCUAGAACCCUCAAACACUCAUUUCUUACCAUGGAACCGCUACUACUUGCACCAGUAUGAGGACAUGCUGAGACUGGUGAACCCAAACCUGUACAUUCCAUACUGGGACUGGACACUACUGCACCAGACCCCUUACCAGAACCCUGUCUUCAACUCUUCUUCACAAGGAUUUGGAAACUCGUCAAAUCCAGCGACAAAGUGUGUGAAUGAGGGUCCGUUUAGACAAGGAAAAUUUAAAGUUGUUUCUCAAGGCAAAAUGAAGUGUCUUCGAAGGGAGUAUGGUGGUGCCACGCCUCUCUUGAGUCGUUCGGAGCUCGAGGGUGAAGUAUUGGUUCAGCCAGCAUCUUUGUUUCAGAGAUUUUUUAGAUUUUUAACGAUACCUUUCCUGACUGUGAGAUGCUCUAUUGGUGGUACAAUGUGUGAUCUUGAUGAAGUGACUCCCACUAAUGAUCCACUCUAUCUUCUCAUACUAUCAUUCAUUGAUAGUGUAUGGUAUCGCUGGCAGUCUCUCAGUGAGGGACACUUGAGAGCACGUUAUGCUGAUGAUAGUACAUUGUUAUUGCUCACAGAGCCAGAUCAAUUCACUUUGCAUCAAUAUCAUGAUUCCAGCCACUUGCCUUUCAAUGUUAGCGUGGAAUAUGGUGAACCGGUGGAUAGUAUAACAGGAAGAGAGAAAAGAAGAACAUCUUUUGUUGCUUCAAGCAAGAGCGAUGGUGAUGAUAGCUUUAUUCAUGAUGGCCCAGGUUUAAUUCACCUUUGUCCUGUACAAGAUGAGUUUUUGGAGAGACUAGAAUUGAGUGCUCAAGAGAAAGCAUUAGUGAAGUCUAUAUGUCAUUUUCUGUACAAUCCUCAAUGAUGAAGACAAAAUUAUAACAUUAUACUACCAGCUUUAUUUAUAAUUAAUUUAUGUAUCAAGCUCUAUAAUAAUGUCUAUUUUAAUUAUGAUUGUACUAUGAUAUUAA